CUUUACAAUAUGUGCAUUGUUAAGUGGCUCCUCGUAGUGUAAAUUUUAACGCGGUAAAAAUUAAUUGUACAGCUGGAUAACCGAGGCAACGACCAAAAGGAAUUUGAUAAGAGAUUUAUUGAUUAAAUGACAGAAUUAUUACUGGUUACUUAAUAGGAUGUGUAACACUUCCUGCUCAUUUUUAAAUGACCUAAAUGACUAAAUUGUCCAAUUUCAAAUUUCACGAACACGAGCAGAAUCCUUUUACACUCCACGCAUAGCAAAUCAGCCUGAAAUUCCCCAAAUUUCUGAAUUACCACGUAAAAAUACAACGUAAAUUAAUUUUUGUAAAUAGAACUAUUGUCAGUAGACAAUAUCAUAACAUGUACAAAACACGUUCAAAAUAAGUUAUCAUUUGACAUAUAUAUUAGACAAACUCAACUUAAAAUAAAAAAAUUCGAAAUAUUUUUACAUGAAAUAUAUUUCCAAUCUAAAAGUCUCUUUAAAAGCAAAUACAACUUAUUUUUAGCAACUGUGCACAUAUAAUUGAAUAUGGCGAUGUUACUAACGAUAGUGAACGUUGACGCAUUUUAGUUUCAAUACGCCGUUAUAUAAAUAUAAAGGAUUUUUAUUUGUCAAAAAGAUAUAGACAAAUUAUUAAUAUUAUUAGAAGAAAAUGUUACGUUUAAAUGUAAAUGACUUGUUAAAACAGAAACAGAAUUUAAUAUUAUUAAAGUAUUUAAGCUCACAAACAAAGAGUAGUACAUCGAAGAUUAACUCAAAUGUUGUAGGACUCAGUGAGAAAUGUUGUAAAAUUCCAAAUACACCUGUUGGGCCUCGUGCUGCUAAAAAUAAAGAAUAUAAAAAUCCAGAGUAUUUUUGUUAUCAUAUAGACACUUUCGGAGAAGCAGAAGUGGAAUUAGCAAAAUAUAGAUUACCAGCUCCUUCUAAUAGAAUACCUUUCAAUAAAUAGUUUUUAUGAUCACAUUUGUCUUUAUAGAAAAUUUUGUAGCAACCAACAAAGUAUAGUAAAUAAAUAAUAUUUAAAAAGGAA
This is a messenger RNA of Bombus terrestris (buff-tailed bumblebee), 1033 nucleotides long. RefSeq lists its product as uncharacterized. The record is from RefSeq and is a predicted model, not a curated record. Gene Ontology annotation, cellular component: mitochondrion. Bases 656 to 952 code for a protein of 98 amino acids. NCBI's taxonomy places the organism in Eukaryota, Metazoa, Arthropoda, Insecta, Hymenoptera, Apidae. The transcript has 3 exons.